Messenger RNA from Nelumbo nucifera (sacred lotus), 661 nucleotides. Its product is annotated as transcription factor MYB114-like. Gene Ontology annotation, cellular component: nucleus. The record is from RefSeq and is a predicted model, not a curated record. Gene Ontology annotation, molecular function: transcription cis-regulatory region binding. Lineage: Eukaryota; Viridiplantae; Streptophyta; Magnoliopsida; Proteales; Nelumbonaceae. Gene Ontology annotation, biological process: cell differentiation; regulation of DNA-templated transcription.
UAGGAUCUAGUUAGGAUGGCGCUGGUGAUGACUGAUGGAACCCCGAAAAAGGAGCUAAAUAGAGGAGCGUGGACAGCUCAAGAGGAUCAGAAGCUCGCUCAAAUUAUUGAAGUUCAUGGUGCAAAGAGGUGGAAAUCAAUUGCAGCCACAGCGGGUCUCAACCGGAGCGGGAAGAGUUGCAGGUUGAGAUGGAUGAAUUACUUAAGACCAAACAUCAAGAGAGGCAACAUUUCAGACCAAGAAGAAGACUUAAUACUCAGGCUUCAUAAGCUGCUGGGAAACAGGUGGUCUUUGAUUGCUGGACGGUUACCGGGUCGAACGGAUAACGAGAUCAAGAACUACUGGAAUUCUCACUUGAGCAAGAAAAUAAUAAACCAGCAGACAGAGGAGAAACCCAGUAGAGUUGCAAGAACAACAACAACAACAUGUUGGUCUAAGCGUCGGAAAACCUGUGAUUCGGAGAAGGAUCAAAUACAGGUUACCGAGGAUGGCACCUCCAAGGGACAUGAGGGCUCAGUGAACAAUAUUGAUGUGGAUGAGUUGCUAGAUUUCUCUGUUGAGGGGCCUUUAAUGAGCUUGGAGUGGCUGAGAAAAUUUAGUGAAUUCAAGGAGUGUUUGUGUGGGUUUUCAUGAAAUUAAUUUGAUAUAUUCUUUUUUCCUU